Messenger RNA from Nasonia vitripennis (jewel wasp), 1973 nucleotides. RefSeq names its product SWI/SNF-related matrix-associated actin-dependent regulator of chromatin subfamily B member 1 (gene Snr1). The transcript is spliced from 6 exons. NCBI's taxonomy places the organism in Eukaryota, Metazoa, Arthropoda, Insecta, Hymenoptera, Pteromalidae. Gene Ontology annotation, cellular component: nuclear chromosome; nucleus. The record is from RefSeq and is a predicted model, not a curated record. The coding region runs from base 327 to 1436 and encodes 369 amino acids. Gene Ontology annotation, biological process: chromatin remodeling; regulation of transcription by RNA polymerase II. Gene Ontology annotation, molecular function: transcription coregulator activity.
GAGUUCGCGAAGAAAACGUUUCGGUGCGAGGAAGAGUCGGACAUCGAUUGCCGCUGAAGCUGAUGUAUAUGGAUGCUCUAUCAGUGUUUUGUUGACUCGAAUGCGUUGUAUUGUUGUAUGGGUCGCAAUUUUUGUGAAUGCUAAUGAUUUCUCUUGUUUGUGAAAGUGUGCGAAUACGUUUUUCCAAAUUCGAGACCGUUCUUUGCGGAACUGCUAAUUUUCAUUCAAACAAAGCCGUGUAUGGAGAAAAAAUUGUAACUUGUGCCGAUUUAAUUACGUAGCUUGGAUUUGUUGAUCGUGGGAUUGCUUAGCUUGAAGCCUCAAAGAUGGCUCUUAGAACAUACGGAGAUAAACCAAUAAGUUUCCAAGUCGAAGAAAAUGGAGAAUACUACUGUAUUGGUUCUGAAGUGGGCAAUUACUUGCGCCUCUUCAGAGGUUCCCUGUACAAGCGGUAUCCUGGCAUGUACAGAAGGUCUAUCACAAAUGAUGAAAGAAAGAAACUAGUCGAACUUGGUCUCAGUCAACACGUCCUAGCUUCCAGUGUUUCACUUUUGAGAGCUAGCGAAGUAGAAGAUAUUAUCGAAGGGAAUGACGAAAAAUACAAAGCAGUGUCUGUACAUUCGACAGAGCCACCUGCUCCAAGAGAAGGAAAAACCAAGAAACCUAUGUCAUGGGUUCCUAGUUUACCAAACAGUUCUCACUUGGAUGCAGUACCUCAAGCAACCCCUAUCAAUAGAAACAGGGUACACAACAAAAAAGUCAGAACUUUUCCACUAUGCUAUGACGAUACAGAUCCAUCAGCAAAUUUAGAAAAUGCAGCACAGCAUGAGGUUCUAGUUCCAAUUCGAUUAGAUAUGGAAAUAGAAGGUCAAAAGUUAAGAGAUACAUUUACGUGGAAUAAAAACGAAAGUCUAAUUACACCAGAACAGUUUGCAGAGGUACUCUGUGAUGACUUGGAUUUAAACCCAUUGACCUUUGUUCCUGCAAUAGCCCAAGCGAUUCGACAGCAAAUCGAAGCAUUUCCUCAAGAAGCAAUUUUAGAGGAAGCGUGUGAUCAACGCGUUAUUAUUAAAUUGAACAUUCACGUGGGCAACACAUCGUUAGUGGAUCAAGUCGAGUGGGACAUGUCCGAAAAAGAAAACAAUCCCGAAAAAUUUGCGAUGAAACUUUGUGCUGAACUCGGUCUUGGUGGAGAAUUUGUUACUGCUAUUGCCUAUAGUGUAAGAGGUCAAUUAUCCUGGCAUCAGCGCACCUACGCGUUCUCCGAAGCACCACUGCCAACAGUUGAAGUACCCUUCAGACCACCUUCAGAGGCGGAAUUGUGGGCCCCUUUCCUGGAGACGCUAACGGAUGCAGAGAUGGAAAAGAAAAUCCGAGACCAAGACAGAAAUACAAGACGAAUGCGACGAUUGGCGAAUACAACACCUGGCUGGUAAAAUUUGUGUAAUACAACAUUCGCUGUGGAAACUUCCAUUAUCAGUGUUAAGUAAAGAUAGAUCGGUUAGGUUUACGAACUACAUGCUCUACUUUUUUUAAAACAGUGUGUACACGAAAAUACUUUAGUAUGACUUUGGAUACGUUUUAAAUAAUGACAAUUUAGUAUUAGUAACAAGUCCAAUAAAAAAAAAGACAGAAAGAGGCAAUCAUCUCAGAAUCAUUCGUUUUUUGUGCUCCAUCACGUGUUUAUGAAAAAUUUCACUAAACCAAAAGUAAGUAUAUUAUUUCCAAUUGAUAGUAAGCCCAAUCUAAUAAACAUGGAGAAUAAUCGUAUAAUUAUGUGUUGCAAUGUAAAAAAUUAUUUUUACUGCAUUUUUAGUAUUACAUUUUAUAAAUAAGGAAACUGUAAAAAUAACUUUUUUCCAUGAAAAAAUACAAAGAAUAUGUUUUUCUUUAUAUUUAUAUAUUUCUGUUAAAUUCUACAUAUCUGAAUAAAUGUAUUUUAAAAGAAUAAAUAUGGAUGGCAUAAAGUUAAA